UUACCAAGUAAGGAGAUGGCCAACCACCCAAAGCUCUCUAGUAGGGGGAUCGUCAUGGGCUUCCCUUCGAAGGAGUAUUUGGUGGUGCCGAAGCCGGUUGUGCUCUUCUUCCUCUUCCUCGGCUAUAUUAAAUUUGCCAUCUUGAUGGCCCUCUACUGCCUUGGCCUCUAUGACUCACUCGAGCCGCUCAUCUCUCCUUUGGAAGAGUUUGAGUUCUACUUCUUAGAUGGUAUUGAAGUUUCACCAUUGACGAAGCCUACUUUUGAGGCCAAGAAGCAGCUAAAGGUGGUGGAAUUCGUUAGCGUUGCGCAUAAGUACCACGUGGAAGAAGAUGAGUAUGAUGACCAUGAUAAGGGGCCAACAUGUGUUGUUUGCCUAGGCAAUUUGGAGGCGAAGCAGAAGGUUCGAGAGCUCAAGAAUUGUAUCCAUGUCUUCCACGUGGAGUGCAUCGAUAGAUGGAUGGAUGCCGGUCAACUAAAUUGCCCUUUGUGCAGGGCAGAUCUAUUGCCUACUAUCUCAAAGGAUGGCAAAUGGGGAAGCUUCCUUCAUAGUUGGGGGAGUCGGGAGUGAGAUUUUUUAAAAUUUAUUUCUACUUAAUUAUCAAAUUAACCUUUUUUUAAUAUAUAUUUAAGAAAAACAUGUUCGAUAGAUAUAUUCAUUCAUCAACAGAGUUGGGUGGAGGGUUACUUGUGAUGAAAAAGAAGUUCCGGUGUUACUUGUCCAGAUACUUUGUAUUUGGACUUGGGGUCAAUGCAGGUAGUUGAGAUUGAAAUGUGUUUGACAGCAAGGGAGAAGGACAAAGGAAAGAAGGAAGGAAUUUGUCGCGACUCGCGGGUAGGAGCCUGUAGCCGUUCUAUAUGUGACUUCGAAUGUAACAGGGAGCUCAAGCGCGUCUAAGGGUUGUUCUUUGUCUUUGUCUUUGUCAUUGUUGGCUUAAUGGAGAAUUUUGCUUUGGAGGAAAGAAAACUCGUUCGCAAGGAGAAGCGACGGAAGAAUAACGUGAAGCCAUUUGUUGUUUCCGUCACCUUGUAGUGUCCGUCACCUUGUAGUGUCGAAUGUGAUGCACAACAACAAACAAAGAAAAAAAAAAUCCUAUAUUUAGCAACGGAUUUAUUCCGUCGCUUAUGUAAUUAGCAACGGAGUAUAUUUUAUCGUUUAGAUUUUUAUCGCUAA
Messenger RNA from Zingiber officinale, 1173 nucleotides. RefSeq names its product brassinosteroid-responsive RING protein 1-like. Gene Ontology annotation, biological process: protein ubiquitination. Bases 16 to 570 code for a protein of 184 amino acids. Gene Ontology annotation, molecular function: ubiquitin protein ligase activity. Lineage: Eukaryota; Viridiplantae; Streptophyta; Magnoliopsida; Zingiberales; Zingiberaceae. The transcript has a single exon. The record is from RefSeq and is a predicted model, not a curated record.